UGCCUGCUCUCGGUGAGUGCUGAGUCGCUGAGCAGCUUGUUCUCCAUGUGACUUCAGUUUCCGUCAGUUCCUUCCGCAAGUGCGAAAAUAAUCUGAUGCCCCAGAGAGAGCAGGCAGCCCAGCCCCGCGUUCGGCUGCUCUCGAGGAGGAGGAGGAGGAGGAGGAGGAGGAGGAGGAGGAGGCGGGAGCCCCGGGAGAGGAUGCGCCCCGCGGAGCCGCCUGGGCCUGCGGGAGCCUGCUGCCCUUGAGAUGGAGUUACUGCCUCUCUGGCUUUGCCUGGGUGUUCACUUCUUGGCAGUGGAAUGGAGGAACCCAAGCAGAAUGGUCAUGGCGGCUUCCCAAGGGGACUGCAAGUUGCUGGAUGGAGUUGCUGACUGUCGAGGGCAGAAUCUUGUUUCGGUGCCCAGCAAUCUCCCGCCCUCCUCCCAGAUGCUCCUCCUGGAUGCCAACCCUCUCAAGACCCUGUGGAACCACUCCCUGCAGCAUUACCCUCUCCUGGAGAGCCUCAGCCUGCACAGCUGCCACCUGGAGCACAUCGGCAGCGGCGCCUUCCAGGAGCAGGCCCGCCUGCGCAGCCUGGCGCUGCCGGACAACUCCCUCUCCGAGAGCUAUAAGGAGACUGCAGCGGCUCUCUGCCGCCUGCGGGGCCUGCGGAGGCUGGACUUGUCGGGGAACGCCCUGACGGAAGACAUGGUGGCCCUCAUGCUCCAGAACCUCUCUUCGCUGGAGUCUGUGUCCCUGGCUAGGAACACCAUCAUGAGGCUCGAUGACUCCGUCUUCGAGGGCCUGGGGCACCUCAGGGAGCUGGAUUUGCAGAGGAACUACAUCUUUGAGAUUGAGGGCGGUGCUUUUGACAGCCUACCUGAGCUGAGGCACCUCAACCUGGCCUAUAACAACCUCCCUUGCAUCGUGGACUUCGGCCUCACCCAGCUCCGGUCCCUCAAUGUCAGCUACAACAGCCUGGAGUGGUUCCUGGCCGCGGGGGGCGAGGCCUCCUUUGAGCUGGAGACGCUGGACCUCUCUCACAAUCAGCUGCUGUUCUUCCCCCUCCUGCCCCAGUGCAGCAAGCUGCGCACCCUCCUGCUGCGGGACAACCACAUGGGCUUCUACAGGGACCUGUACAACAGCUCAUCGCCGCAGGAGAUGGUGGCCCAGUUCCUCCUCGUGGACGGCAACGUGACCAACAUCACCACCGUCAGCCUCUGGGAAGAGUUUGCUUCCAGUGACCUCUCGGAACUCCGCUUCCUGGAUAUGAGUCAGAACCAGUUCCAGUACCUCCCCGACGGCUUCCUGAAGAAAAUGCCUGCUCUCUCCUACCUGAACCUCAACCAGAAUUGCCUGGUGACGCUCCACAUCCGGGAGCACGAGCCGCCGGGGGCGCUCGCCGAGCUGGACCUGAGCCAGAACCAGCUGUCGGCAGUGCACGUGGCUCCAGGGCUCCGCAGCGGCCUGAGGAGCCUCCGGUCCUUCAACCUGAGCUCCAACCAGCUCCUGGGUGUCCCCGCCGGCCUUUUCGCUGAUGCCAGCAACCUCACUACAAUUGACAUGAGCCACAAUCAGAUCUCAGUUUGUCCCAGGCCGGCAGGCGUAGACCCCGGGGACACCCCCAGCUGUGUGGACUUCAGAAGCUUGGCAUCUUUGAGGCGCCUGUCUCUGGAGGGCUGUGGGCUGAGGGCACUACAAGACUGCUCGUUCCAGGGCACCGCCCUCACCCACUUAGACCUGUCUGGGAACUGGGGGGUUCUGAAUGGGAGCCUCGCCCCUCUCAGGGUUCUCGCCCCCACCCUCCAGGUCCUAUCUCUCAGGAACGUGGGCCUCAGUUCCAGCUCCACCACGGAGCUGGACUUCUCUGAGUUUGGGAAUCUGAGAGUCUUGGACCUGUCGGGAAAUGCCUUGACCACUUUCCCACGGUUCAGGGGCAGCCUGUCCCUGCAGACCCUGGAUCUCCGCAGAAACUUGCUCACAGCCCUUCCUCAGAGGGCUGUGUCGGAGCAGCUCUCGGGAAGUCUGCGGACCAUCUACCUCAGUCAGAAUCCCUAUGACUGCUGUGGGGUGGAGGGCUGGGAGGCCCUGCAGCGCCUGCACACCGUGGCCGACUUGGCCAUGGUCACUUGCAACCUCUCCUCCAAGGUCCUGCGCCUGACGGAGCUGCCCAGAGGCGUCCCUCUGGACUGUAAGUGGGAGCGGGUAGACAUGGGCCUGCUGUACCUCGUGCUCAUUCUUCCCAGCUGCCUCACCCUGCUGGUGGCCUGCACUGUCAUCUUCCUCACUUUCAGGAAGCCUUUGCUUCAGGUCAUCAAGAGCCGGUGCCACUGGUCCUCCAUCUACUGAUCUGGCAGCGUGCCCACGUUAGAAAUCUGGUCUGUGCACGUAAGGACGCUUUCUCUGCCAGAUUUCAAGACCCCCCCACUGCCAAGGAUAAGCCUGCUGAAUCGAGGUUUAAAUUAAAGGUCGAAAUGUUUCCAUCCCUUAGCGAUCCCAAAUUCUUCCUCCCAUCAUUGUGAUAUAUCCGUAUCAUCCUGGUAAAAUAUUUAUUGACAUUCUAUGAAAAUAAAAACCGUGUCCUAUAAAUAUUUUUUAAAUCAAA
Molecule: messenger RNA, 2587 nt
Organism: Sus scrofa (pig)
Lineage: Eukaryota; Metazoa; Chordata; Mammalia; Artiodactyla; Suidae
Gene: NRROS
Product: negative regulator of reactive oxygen species
Molecular function (GO): protein binding
Source: RefSeq, a predicted model, not a curated record